Messenger RNA from Falco peregrinus (peregrine falcon), 3069 nucleotides. RefSeq names its product myogenesis-regulating glycosidase-like. Bases 559 to 2655 code for a protein of 698 amino acids. Gene Ontology annotation, biological process: skeletal muscle fiber development; carbohydrate metabolic process. Lineage: Eukaryota; Metazoa; Chordata; Aves; Falconiformes; Falconidae. The transcript has a single exon. The record is from RefSeq and is a predicted model, not a curated record. Gene Ontology annotation, molecular function: hydrolase activity, hydrolyzing O-glycosyl compounds.
UUCAGCACGGUGUUUCCCUGCCUGCAUUUGAUGCAGAGAAUUUGUGCACAGGUCGGGAAAUUCAGCAGGGAAUAUAAUUAGUGUAAAAACAGAUCAGCUUGUGAUGUCCAGCUUGUUACGCUCAGGUACCAGCCCCUUUCCCUGGCCCCAUUCUCCUCCGGGCGCUGACUUUCCUCCCUUCACCCUUGCUCUGCAGGAUGCAGCCAAGAGAAGGUCAUGGGAAUCCUGGCACAGCCCCACUCUGAAAAGGUUCAGCCCAGCUGCCCGUGAAUGGGCUGCCAUUGCACAGAGCAAAGCAAGCCAGAGCUGCGGGGCCACGGAGGCUGCCAGGCUGCAAACGGGAGGAGAGGAGCUAUGGCCAUUAGCAAGAUUUCAUUGCUUUUUUGCUCUUUAUAACCCUCUGUUUCAUGAAAUAACACUGCAGGUGUGAGAGGCCAGACUUUGGAAAGGAGACGUUGAACAUCUUCAUGUAGCAUCUUUGAUUUUCUGUCCACCAGUUGGAGAAAAAAAGAUUCAGCAGCAAAGUUUCUAAUGAGGCGUUAACACUGCAAAGGAGUCAUGGACAGUCUGGUGACCCAACGUGUGGGAAAACAUGGAAAAGCUCAAAAGCAGGAUGCCAAAGAAACAUUUUUGCCUGAAAAUAUCAGGCCAGUGAAGCAGAAGCCCUCCAAGGAGCUGAGGCCCAUGCUUGGGGCCAUCUUGCUGGGCCUCAUCCUGUUCAUUGCAGCGGUGGUGGCUUGGUGCUACUACACAGUGUCCCUGCGGAAGGCGGAGCGGCUCAAGACGGAGCUGAUGGACCUGCGGGCGGAUGGCUUUGUCAUCAGGAACCAGCACGGGGAGGUGGUCUUCCGCCUGGCCUUCCGCUCGGGCAGCCUUGACCUGGAGUCGUGCUCCAAGGAGGGCGAGAUUUUGAGCUGCACGCGGUCGGGCAGGGGCCCGCUCAACUUCUUCAUCCAGACGGUGAAGCCCAAGGACACGGUGAUGUGCUACCGUGUGCGCUGGGAGGAGCUGGCGCCCGGCCCGGCGGUGGAGCACACCAUGUUCUGGGAGGACGCCCACUGGUAUGGGGGCUCAGAGAUGAGCACCCAGCACUGGCCCAUCCGCCUGGCGGGCUACCAGGAGCCCAUGCCCUACGUGACCAGUGACGUCUACUCGUUCCGUGACAGCUUUGGCGGCAUCCUCGAGCGCUACUGGCUCUCCUCCAAGGCGGCGGCCAUCAAGAUCAACGACUCCGUGCCCUUCCACCUGGGCUUCAAUGCCACCGAGCGCACCCUCUUCUUCCAGGCCCGCUACAAGGACUCACCUUACAAGCCCCCACCGGGGCAGCAGCCCUUCCCCGAGCUCAGCUACCGCGUCUGCGUGGGCUCCGACGUCACCUCCAUCCACAAGUACAUGGUGCGCAGGUACUUCAACAAGCCCUCCAAGAUCCCUGCUGAGAACGCCUUCCGAUACCCCAUCUGGUCCACCUGGGCCCUCUACAAAAAAGAUAUAAAUCAGGAUAAACUUCUACAUUUUGCAAGAAACAUUAAGAAGUACCGUUUUAACUGCAGCCACAUUGAAAUCGAUGACAUGUACACACAAGCUUAUGGGGACUUUGACUUUGACCCUGUCAAGUUCCCCAACGUAACAGAGAUGUUUGCAAAACUGAGGGAAGACGGGUUUAAGGUCACCCUGUGGACUCACCCUUUCAUAAACUACAAUUCCUCCAAUUUUGGGGUGGGAAUUGAGCGUCAGCUGUUCAUCAAGGAGCCGUCUGGGCGGCUGCCUGCCAUGGUGGAGUGGUGGAAUGGCAUCGGGGCCAUCCUGGACUUCACCAACCCAGCAGCCCGGGACUGGUUCCAGAGCCACCUGCGCCAGCUCCGACACAAGUAUGGCAUCUCAUCCUUCAAGUUUGAUGCAGGUGAGACCAGCUACCUGCCCAAGCAGUUCAGCACCUUCCGCCCACUCUCAGACCCCAGCAUCUGGUCGCGGCGCUACACGGAGAUGGCCAUCCCCUUCUACGAGCUGGCUGAGGUGCGGGUGGGCUACCAGUCACAGAACAUCUCCUGCUUCUUCCGCAUCAUUGACCGUGACUCUGUCUGGGGCUAUGAGCUUGGCCUCAAGUCCCUCAUCCCCACAGUGCUCACCAUCAGCAUGCUGGGGUACCCCUUUGUACUGCCAGAUAUGAUAGGCGGGAACUUUCUCCCCAACAAGACGGAGGGCGCGGUGGAGAUCCCCGACCGGGAGCUGUACGUGCGGUGGCUGGAGCUGUCAGCCUUCAUGCCCUCCAUGCAGUUCUCCAUCCCGCCCUGGCUCUAUGACAAGGAGGUGGUGGAGAUUGCACAGAAGUUCACGGAGCUCCAUGAGUCGCUGGUGGCCCCGCUGCUGCUGGAACUGGCUGGGGAGGUCACUGACACAGGUGACCCCAUCAUCCGUCCAAUCUGGUGGAUCUCACCCCGCGAUGAGGCCACUCACAGGAUCGACUCCCAGUUCCUGAUCGGGGACACCCUCAUGGUGGCACCUGUCCUGGAGAUGGGCAAGCAGGAACGCGACGUCUACCUGCCAGCGGGCAAGUGGCGCAGCUACAAGGGGGAGCUGUUUGAGAAGACCCCGGUGCUGCUCACGGACUAUCCUGUUGACCUGGAUGAAGUUGCCUAUUUCCUCUGGGUUUCCUAACAGGCUCCUCCAUUAGCUGUGCAAGGGUCUCAGGGAUUAAUGAACCAAUGACUUUAAUAACCUGUGAAUUUUAGUAGGUUUUGAAGUAGAAAUACUUCAGUAUGAAAUGUGAAGAAAACGCUGAGACCUCUGUUUUGUGUGGCAAGUGGUGUAGAAUAACCUACUUAUGAAAAAAUAUUCACGGGCCAUCUUCGUUAUUGCAGUCUGACAAAUAUAAUAUAUAUAUCAGGGGUCCUCAAACUGUUUAAACAGGGGGCCGGCGCGGAUGCAGUGGCAGGCAGUCAUCUGCGGCUGCUUGGUUUCCCCCCCAAAUCCCCGGCAGGGGUGGGGGGCGGGGGGGUCUGUUAAAUACCGGGGGCCGGAUUGAGGACCCUGGGGGGCCGUAUCCAGCCCACGGGCUCGUAGUUUGAGGAC